Onychostoma macrolepis is the source of this 4506-nucleotide messenger RNA. It is a transcript of the gene ints6l, whose product is annotated as integrator complex subunit 6 like. Gene Ontology annotation, cellular component: integrator complex. The record is from RefSeq and is a predicted model, not a curated record. The transcript is spliced from 18 exons. Gene Ontology annotation, biological process: snRNA 3'-end processing. The coding region runs from base 578 to 3256 and encodes 892 amino acids. Lineage: Eukaryota; Metazoa; Chordata; Actinopteri; Cypriniformes; Cyprinidae.
AAAAAAUACUCAACAUCCUAAUGAUUUCUGGCAUUAAAAGAAGAAUCUAUAAUUUUGUUGGCUGUUGCUACAAAUAUGACUGGUUUUGUGGUCCAGUGUCACAUAUAUGUUACAAAUGAACGUGUCAGAUCUGCGUAACACCCAAUGCAAUAGCAAAAGUGCCUAUUAAAAGACACAAACAAAGCGUACAGGCGACACGUAAUAUCCCCGUCCUCCCCUCGAUCUCCAUCCGCUCGCGGAGAACUGAGAGGAAUUCCACGACCUCAUUGCAUAUUUAUACCCGAGUGGGCGUGGCUUCGCGGCUAGGCUCAGCCAAUGGCGUUGCAACGGCGGGGCGAAGGCGUUUCGGUCUUGUUCGGAAGAGAAGUUCUCUAACAGCGCGAGCCCAGCACUGCUCAGAAAAGACAGAUAGAGAAUCAGGCGGCUGCAAAGGGUGGCAGUACGACCCUCUUUUGGGGGGGUCUGAUUAUAACAAAAUAUAUACACACAUAUAUGCAUGCCCAGGGCCGCAAGAUAGGUCAUAUGCCGAUUGUAGAUAUUUUAGCAAACAUCUAGAGGUCUAUCUAUACAUUUCAAAAUGCCUAUUUUACUUUUUCUGAUAGACACGUCCGCUUCUAUGAAUCAGCGCACUUAUUUGGGUACGACGUAUCUGGACAUUGCUAAAGGCGCGGUUGAGAUCUUUAUGAAGCUGCGUGCCCGAGACCCGGCUAGUAGAGGCGACAGGUACAUGCUAGUUACAUUCGAUGAUCCACCAUACGGCGUAAAGGCGGGUUGGAAAGAGAAUCAUGCCACAUUCAUGAGCGAGCUGAAGAACCUGCAGGCAUCUGGACUGACUACACUGGGUCACGCGCUCCGCGCCGCCUUCGACCUGCUCAAUCUCAACAGACUAGUCUCUGGCAUUGACAACUAUGGUCAGGGUCGGAACCCGUUUUUUCUGGAACCAUCGGUCAUUAUUACAAUCACAGAUGGAAACAAAUUGACACACAGCUCUGGGGUGGCUGAGGAGCUACACCUGCCUCUGAAUUCCCCGUUGCCGGGUAGUGAGCUGACCAAGGAGCCGUUCCGCUGGGACCAGCGACUCUUUGCCCUGGUGCUGCGGCUGCCAGGAGUGGCCGUGCCCGACAGCGAGCAGCUGGGCAGCGUGCCCACUGAUGAGUCUGCUAUCACCCAGAUGUGUGAGGUCACUGGAGGCCGCUCUUACUGUGUGAGGACGCAAAGAAUGCUGAACCAGUGUCUCGAGUCUCUUGUCCAAAAGGUUUUGAGUGGAGUUGUAAUACACUUUGAGAAGAGCGGCCCCGAUCCACCUGCGAUAGGCGAAGAUGGUCUUGUGGAUCCAGCUCGUCCUUUAUCGUCCUUCAGUCCGCAGCCCUGGCACAGCUGCCACAAGCUCAUUUACGUCCGGCCCAACCCCAAGACGGGCGUUCCUGUGGGUCACUGGCCAAUCCCAGAAUCCUUCUGGCCUGACCAGAACUCCCCCACUUUGCCUCCACGAUCUUCCCACCCUCUGGUGCGGUUUUCCUGUAUCGACUGUGAGCCGAUGGUUAUUGACAAGCUGCCUUUUGACAAAUAUGAGCUGGAGCCGUCACCGCUCACCCAGUUCAUCUUGGAGAGAAAAUCUCCUCACAUGUGUUGGCAGGUGUUUGUGAACUGCAGCGGCAAACACAGUGAUUUAGCACAUCCGUUCGGCUACCUGAAGGCCAGCACUACGCUCACCUGUGUCAACCUCUUCGUCAUGCCUUACAACUAUCCCGUCCUUUUGCCACUCCUCGAUGAUUUGUUUAAAGUGCACAAGCUAAAGCCAAACCUCAAGUGGCGGCAGGCCUUUGAAAUGUACCUGAAGUCCAUGCCUCCUUACUUUCUCUUGCCUCUCAAGAAGGCGCUGAGGAUGAUGGGAGCCCCAAAUCUCAUCUCUGACAACAUGGAUUGUGGCUUGAGCUACAGUGUCAUUUCCUACCUAAAAAAACUCAGCCAGCAGGCGAAGAUUGAGUCAGACCGUCUGAUUGUGUCUGUCGGGAAGAAGCCUCCUCAAGAGACGGGCAUCAAGGUUAAGAACCACUCGAGUACCCUGUCUCUGGCACACCGCCGCGAUUUCAAGCAGCUCCUGCAGGGCAUCACAGGCGAGGUGCCCCUCCGACUCAUCGACAUGAACUUCAAAGAAAUCGCUGGUUUCCAGAUUGCACUUCUCAACAAGGAUUUGAAGCCCCAGGCCUAUAGGAAUGCUUAUGAUAUUCCACGACGGAACCUUCUAGAUCAAGUGACUCGGAUGCGUUCAAAUCUUUUAAGGACAACACAGAAGCUAAUCAGAGGCCAGGAUGAUGACUACUUGCACAGUAUUCCAGUGGGGCAGAUGGGAAAUUAUCAGGAGUAUCUGAAGAUGAUGCCAUCACCUCUGCGUGAGAUUGAUCCAGACCAACCUAAACGAUUGCACACAUUUGGCAACCCAUUCAAGCAGGACAAGAAGGGAAUGAUGAUCGAUGAAGCAGAUGAGUUUGUGACAGGCCCACAAAAUAAGAAGCGGGGUAAUGCUGGCGAUCUUAACUCAGGCACUGCCCUGAAGAGAAGGAGGAGUAUGUCCCCUCUGCUGCGUCGACCCCAAACUCCUCCAAUAAUAACCAAUCAUGUCCUCAGCAAGGGCCCCACAGGGACUCAGGGCCAGCAAGGAAUCAUCAAACCCAUCCCACUACACAAAGGAGCUGAGGGAAACAGUGUUGGAGGCACAGAAAGCAAUGGGGAGCGAGCGCCAGGCGGGGAGGCUGGAGACGGGUGGCCUGGAGGAGUGGAUGGAGUGGGAGAAGGACCUGCACCUGUGGAGGACAGAGGAGAUGUGGAGACACCAGAUGGUGAGGAGGAGGGAAUAGGUCUGGAGAACUGUCUGGAUGAGAGACCCUCUGAUCUCACACAAAACUUUGAGGACCUGAGUCCUCCAGGCCAGGAGGGGGAGGUGGAGGGCAAUGGAGGAGACACUCCGGCACAGGGCACAAUUGUUAUGAUUCCCCUGGAGGGGAGUAAUGCGGAGCUGCGCACUCGAGUCCUCAAAGAAGUCCGCAAGCCUGGCCGCAAUUAUGAGGCAAUAUUCAGGUUACUGGAGGAGGUGAAGGGGCCAGUGUCAGUGCAGAGGUACUUUAUUCAUCAUGCCAUCAAAGAGGCAGCCAGGUUUAAGAAGCGCAUGCUGAUCCAGCAGCUGGAGACCGCUCUGGAGGAGAUCGAAGACCGACAGAAGCUGCCCACACAACUCAACAACGUCCACAGCAGAUAGUGGGACGUCACAUCUCAGCGCUGAGAGACACACGAGACGACAGAGCGUGCCAACUGAGCACACGGGCCGACCCAUCAGCCUCAGUACUGUGCUUUAGGAAGAGAUGUAGCGAGGGAGAGAGUAAAUUAGAGAGGAAUGGAGGCCUGUCUGGCUCACGCGCCGGUCCAGGCGCUUCCAGUUACAGAAUUGUGUCACAACUCUGAAAGAGUGCUCACAAUGGAGAGAGGGGCGUUCCAGGUUUGACGGGGGAGUUCUGUCAAUUUGCAGGCUUUCCAGGCCUGAAAGUGGCCGUAAUGUAACCAUAAGAUAAUGAAUAAUGAAUAAGCACACUCCAGAAAAGCCAAGCCUCAUCCACUGUGUGAUUUUUACAGGGUCAUCCGAGGCAGAAGUCAGCGUCUGUCACGUGAAGUAUGUUUUAUAUAUUAUGUCUAUGUGUCCACUGUUAUUUGGCAUCAAUGGAUAGUUCAGAGCUGAUAAUGGUAUGGAAAAUCUAUGAUGGAUUUGUGUUUGCAUGAAAUGCCCACAAGUCAUGGGGUUAACAACACAGUUGGACCUUUAAAGCAGUCUGGAUUGGGAACGACACUAUUGUAGACUCAAUAGCAAUAACCCUACAAUCGUCAGUACGCCAAGCUCAAUUUUACUCCUUAACUAUGAAAAGCGCGUUUUUACAGUUAAAGCAGAUUUUUCAGAAGAACAUCCUUAUGACUUUGGAGAUUUGGUAGCUGGCCUGUUGUUGUAUUCGUGGUGAUAUAUAAUGUCACAUAGAUUAGCGUCAUUCAGUGUCCAAUAAGCAAUAGUGUCCAAUGAAACACCCUGUCCAAAAAGAACAACACGCUUGGCUCAUCACACAAAUGAGAAAUGCCAACUAUGGUGUGAAAUGGACUGGUCCACAGCAGGGUUUUGAUUCUGUCCAGUAUGACAUCUUUCUUCAUCCUACGCUUCUCAUUGGGGAGAAGUCGCAAGACUGCUUAGUUUCAUUGCACAGACGCAAGUUACAUUAGUGACCCCAUUCUUGUUUGUUUUGUUCAUUUUUAAAAACAGAUGUAUACUACUUUUUAUUGUUCAUAAAUAAUAAUAUAGAUUAUUUUUGGAUGGUAUUGCUACAAGAACAUAAAAAUAUUUUAAGAAUUGUAUAAAACAUUUUUUAAACUGAUAUUAUAUAGACAAAGUUUUAUGAUUUUUUUAUGAAAACAAUGAAAAAUAAUAAAAAAUUACAAAGGAAAUGUUUGAAUCAUUGUGUAAUUUUAUAU